AUGAUGGCUUCAUUGGCUUGUGUUGAGGACAAGAUGAAAACAAGUGGUUUUAUGAGUAGUGGAACAACGGCAACAACAACAACAACGUCUCAAUCUAGUCUGCUUGAAGAGAUGAAGCUGUUGAAAGAUCAGUCAGGAACGAGGAAGCCAGUAAUAAACUCGGAGCUAUGGCACGCUUGUGCAGGGCCUUUGGUUUGUCUCCCUCAAGUUGGGAGCUUAGUGUACUACUUCUCACAAGGUCAUAGCGAACAGGUUGCUGUUUCAACCAGAAGAUCAGCAACAACCCAAGUUCCUAAUUACCCAAAUCUUCCAUCUCAGUUGAUGUGUCAAGUCCAUAAUGUUACUCUUCAUGCAGACAAAGACAGUGACGAAAUCUAUGCACAGAUGAGUCUUCAACCUGUACACUCUGAGAGGGAUGUGUUUCCAGUACCAGACUUUGGGCUAAUGAGAGGAAGCAAGCACCCAACUGAGUUUUUCUGCAAAACACUAACUGCGAGUGAUACAAGUACACAUGGAGGCUUCUCCGUGCCACGUAGAGCUGCAGAGAAGCUAUUUCCACCUUUGGACUACACAGCACAGCCGCCAACGCAAGAGCUUGUAGUUAGAGAUCUGCAUGAGAAUACUUGGACAUUCCGCCAUAUCUAUCGAGGACAACCAAAGAGACAUCUCCUAACAACAGGAUGGAGUUUGUUUGUUGGCUCGAAAAGAUUGAGAGCUGGGGAUUCUGUUCUGUUCAUAAGGGAUGAGAAGUCGCAGCUGAUGGUCGGUGUGAGGAGAGCCAAUCGCCAACAAACAGCACUUCCUUCAUCAGUUCUCUCAGCGGAUAGUAUGCACAUCGGUGUUCUUGCUGCUGCAGCUCACGCAACCGCAAACCGCACUCCUUUCUUGAUCUUCUACAAUCCAAGAGCGUGUCCAGCAGAGUUUGUGAUCCCUCUAGCUAAGUACCGCAAGGCUAUAUGCGGCUCACAGCUCUCAGUUGGUAUGAGGUUUGGAAUGAUGUUUGAAACCGAGGAUUCAGGGAAACGUAGAUACAUGGGAACCAUUGUUGGAAUCAGUGAUCUUGAUCCAUUGAGAUGGCCUGGUUCUAAGUGGCGUAACCUUCAAGUUGAGUGGGAUGAGCCUGGCUGUAACGAUAAGCCGACUCGGGUCAGUCCAUGGGACAUAGAGACACCUGAAAGUCUCUUCAUUUUCCCUUCUCUGACCUCAGGACUCAAACGCCAGAUCCAUCCAUCUUAUUUUGCUGGUGAAACAGAAUGGGGAAGUUUGAUCAAGCGGCCUCUUAUUCGUAUUCCUGACUCUGCCAACGGGAUUAUGCCUUACGCAUCAUUCCCAAAUAUGGCUUCUGAGCAGCUUAUGAAAAUGAUGAUGAGACCUCACAACAACUCAAAUGCAACAUCUUUCAUGUCUGAGAUGCAGCAGAAUGGUUUGAUGGGGCAUGGAGGUUUACUUGGAGAUAUGAGGAUGCAACAACCAAUGGUAAUGAACCAGAAGUCUGAGAUGGUGCAGCAAGAGAGCAAGCAAACAACAAUGAACCCUUCUGCUUCUAAUACGAGUGGCCAAGAACAGAAUCUGUCACAGAGUAUGAGUGCUCCUUCAAAACCUGAAAAACCAACACUUUCUGGUUGCAGCUCACAGAGUAUGAGACUCAAUCAUGGACAUGACCAGUCAAUGGAACAGACAAGCCAAGUGUCUAACGAGGAGAAGACUAAUCAGCUGAUGCAGAAACCGACUGCUUUGUCUCCUUUACAAGCUGAUCAGUGUCCUGACAUGAGUCAGCAGAUAUACACACCACAGUCUGAUCCAGUCAAUGGAUUCUCUUUCCUGGAAACUGAUGAGCUGACAUCACAAGUUUCUUCCUUCCAGUCUCUUGCCGGAUCAUACAAGCAACCAUUAAUGCUGUCCUCCCAGGAUUCUCCAGCUCUUGCGUUACCAGACUCGACAAACUCGUCGCUGUUUCACGACGUGUGGGACAACCAGCUGAACGGUCUCAAGUUCGACCAGUUCAGUCCCUUGAUGCAGCAAGAUCUUUACGCUUGUCAGACUAUGUGUAUGAGCAACAGCACAAACAGCAACAUCCUAGAUCCUCCACUCUCGAACACAGUUCUUGAUGACUUCUGCGCCAUGAAAGAAACCGAUUUCCAGAGCCUCCCUGCUGAUUGUUUGGCUGGGAACAAGAACAACAACACUAGCUUCGCUCAAGAUGUCCAGUCGCAGAUCACAUCUGCUAGCUUUGCAGACUCACAGGCCUUCUCUCGCCAAGAUUUUCCAGAUAACUCUGGAGGCACUGGUACUUCUUCAAGCAAUGUUGAUUUUGAUGACAGCAGUCUGCUGCAGAACAGUAAAGGCUCGUGGCAGAAAGUUGCAGCACCACGUGUCCGAACCUACACUAAGGUUCAAAAAACCGGGUCAGUUGGGAGGUCGAUUGAUGUCACAAGCUUCAAAGACUACGAGGAGCUAAAGUCUGCCAUCGAGUGCAUGUUUGGACUUGAAGGAUUGCUCACUCAUCCGCAAAGCUCUGGAUGGAAGCUUGUAUAUGUUGAUUAUGAGAGUGAUGUUCUGCUUGUAGGAGAUGAUCCAUGGGAAGAGUUUGUGGGAUGCGUAAGGUGCAUAAGGAUACUGUCGCCAACAGAGGUCCAACAGAUGAGUGAAGAAGGAAUGAAGCUUUUGAACAGCGCAGGCAUUAACGAUCUCAAGACUUCUGUUUCAUAA
This is a messenger RNA of Microthlaspi erraticum, 2709 nucleotides long. The record is from the annotation of a GenBank genome assembly. NCBI's taxonomy places the organism in Eukaryota, Viridiplantae, Streptophyta, Magnoliopsida, Brassicales, Brassicaceae.